Australozyma saopauloensis is the source of this 975-nucleotide messenger RNA. RefSeq names its product Eaf3p (gene EAF3). Lineage: Eukaryota; Fungi; Ascomycota; Pichiomycetes; Serinales; Metschnikowiaceae. The transcript has a single exon. Bases 1 to 975 code for a protein of 324 amino acids. Gene Ontology annotation, cellular component: nucleus; Rpd3S complex; NuA4 histone acetyltransferase complex. The record is from RefSeq and is a predicted model, not a curated record. Gene Ontology annotation, biological process: regulation of DNA-templated transcription; chromatin organization.
AUGGCUGAACCACUAGAAAAGUUCCGGCCCGGGUCCAAAGCACUCGCGUACCAUGGCCCUUUGGUGUACGAGGCCAAGGUGCUCAAAAUCCACGAGGAGGGCAGUUCGGUAGUGGAUAUCGGCGACGGCAAAACGGAGCCUCUACUGGCCAACAAGAUCCCGGCCUUUCUCCGCGAGAAAGACGCCUAUUUCUUGCACUACAAGGGUUGGAGCUCCAAAUGGGACGAGUGGGUGUCGAGCGAGCGGAUCAUGGAGUUCAACGACGACAACUUGGGCCUUUCCAGAGAGCUCCGGAAUGCCCGGAAAAAGACCAUUGAAAGAUUGGACUCGGGCCGAGAGAACGACAACGAGGAGGCGGCAAACGCAAGCAAGAAGCGGAAAAAGCCUGCGAAGGCGUCGACUCCACAGCCGGCCGGAAAGACGAACGGGCUGAGCAGACGGAAGAAGCCAGAAACGAAGGCUACGUACGAGGUGUUGUUGCCCAUUCGGCCCAGAUUGAAGUGUAUAUUGGUAGACGAUUGGGAGAUCAUCACUCGCGACAGAAGACUUGUUGAUUUCGAGUCGACAACGGCGGUCAGCAAGAUCCUUCAGGCGUAUCUCAAGCACAAGCUGCAGACCGUGAGCGAAGAGGACUACGAGAUCGCGAAAGAGGUUGCGUUUGGGCUUCGAACGUACUUCGAUGAGUCGUUCAGUUUGCGCCUCUUGUAUCGUUUUGAGCGGCUACAAUACGUCGAGGAACUCAACCGCCGAGGAGCGUUCAACGCCUCGGACAUAUAUGGUGUAGAGCAUCUACUACGGCUUUUAGUGAGUCUUCCUGGUUUGACAGCCCAAACGGCAAUGAACUCCAUCAGUCUCAACGUUCUAUUCAAGCAUAUGGAGGAUCUACUGGACUUCUUGGAUGACAACAUAGAGUCGUUCUCCAGUGUAUACUGCAACGUCACUCCUCAGUACGACCGUCUAUCACGAACACAAUAA